Messenger RNA from Aspergillus thermomutatus, 1578 nucleotides. Its product is annotated as DUF3176 domain-containing protein. The transcript is spliced from 5 exons. The coding region runs from base 1 to 1578 and encodes 525 amino acids. The record is from RefSeq and is a predicted model, not a curated record. Lineage: Eukaryota; Fungi; Ascomycota; Eurotiomycetes; Eurotiales; Aspergillaceae.
AUGUACACACAGGGACAGACAUAUGAGCGCUUGACUGCUGAACCGAACUUUUCAGAGUCUCAUGGUACCGAGAAUCCACAGGAGCAAUCCAAUGGGCCUAUAGAGCUUCAGCAGUGGGCGAAAGCUCCACUUGCUGAAGAAACCGAGCAGAAUCAACCGUCAGCAGCUCCAAGUCGCCCGUCCUCUUGUUUGGAGUAUAAGAAAGAUAUUGCAACACGCGAAUAUCUGUGGGCAAUGUUGGACGAUUGGAACAUCUUGGAGAUCUCAGGAGUCGUGAUAUCUGCUGGCUGCUUGGUUGUCAUUGUUGUUGUCCUGCAGUAUUUCGAAGGAAAGCCGCAGCCUACAUGUAGAUAUGCCUCCCUGAACUCGCUCAUCUCCUGGGUAAGCACCGUUUCAAAAGCGUGCACACUGUUCGCAAUCAACGCAGGACUGGGCCAGUUGAAAUGGGUAUGGUUCGCGAAGAAGAAGCGACCGAUUCCCGAUCUGAGGACUUUUGAUGCCGCCAGUCGAGGACUCUACGGAAGUGCGGAGCUCAUUUGGACUCUUAGAGGGAGCCAUUUUGCCGUCUGGGGCAGUGUGGCUGUCAUCCUGGCAGUGGCAUUCGACCCUUGCGUCCAAAAUUUGAUUCGUUACUAUCCCGACUGGAUAUACGACCCUGGACAACAAGCCUUGCUGGCUAACAGCUCUACGUACACGACCUAUGGGGUCAUGGUGAAUACGAGCUAUUACACCAUCGAUGGGGCGCUCAAGAUGAACAUCUAUAACGCUUUAUUCAAUUUGGACGAAAGCCAGCCAUGGGCGGUUCCUCGGUAUAUUUGCAGCUCGGAUUCGCCCUUCCAUGCAACCGAGUGUGUACUCGAGCCUGUCGUCCGCAGCCUGAACGCUACUGUUCGCAACGGUACCUACCAGGACCGUAGCCUGGCUACAUGGAACCAAAGAAGUUCCUUCUCCGACAACAAAGACGCGGCACUGUUGAUUCAACCACCCUGGGGCGCUGAACACGGAAUACAACCAAACCAGUCCUUCUCCAUCGGACACAUGGCCUAUCCAGCUAUGCUGAAUUUCUUCCGGGAUCUCUUCGGCGGUUACUUCGAGGUUCAGACCAACAUCCGAGACACGCUGCAGGCACUCGUGUAUGGGAACAUAACCGGCUGCGCGACUGAUCAGCCAGAUAAGCUUCGAUGUGCGAUGACGAAUGUCGCCGCGGCCAUGACCAAAACGUUUCGUGACUCGGCGUACAUACAGGCAGGAUCAGACCCUGAGCAGUCACAGAUGACGGUGGGAAGAGGUGUUGUCGUAACUUACUUUGUCGAAGUGCAUUGGCGAUGGAUCACACUGCCGGGUGUGGUGUGGUCUCUGGGCGCAGUUACGUUGGUAGGCACGGCAUGGAAGACUCGACGGUCAAAGGUACCGAAUUGGCGAAAUGAUCCACUACCCUUGUUAUUUCUUUAUCAGAAAACAGAUCUUCGGGAUUUUCCAGGAGGCAGUAUUGAGAGAAUGGGCGCGAAAGGAUCGAUAGAGGUUGGUGGGCUCAAGGUCAAAUUCUACGGGGUGGAAGACAAGUAUAUUCUGAGCUAG